Messenger RNA from Anopheles coluzzii, 1472 nucleotides. Its product is annotated as diphthine methyltransferase. The transcript is spliced from 3 exons. The record is from RefSeq and is a predicted model, not a curated record. Gene Ontology annotation, molecular function: protein binding. The coding region runs from base 368 to 1441 and encodes 357 amino acids. NCBI's taxonomy places the organism in Eukaryota, Metazoa, Arthropoda, Insecta, Diptera, Culicidae.
AGUUUGCGAGUUUGAGACCUAGCGCAGCUACUAGAAGAGGAUCUCAAGCAUUGAAACCACAGAUAUAGAUGCAACAUAAAAAUAUGUAAAUAAUAACAUGACAACACAGUCCAACAUAAGUUAUGUUCCUCUGUUCUAUCGUCACGGUUCGGAGUGAACAGAAAAGCAAUCGUUUCGCCGCUGCCUAUUACACGGUUCAGUUCUGGUAAGUGAUCUUGCAAAAGUCUAUGGGCAAUCAGCUAAUGAAUGGCACCAUCCGAUGAUGAGCUGGCUCAAUUACACAUCCUAACAAAAAGAACCGUAAAACACGUGUUCCGUCCAUGCCAUUGCAUAAGUUGCAAAGCCCCCGUAUUUGUAGGCCCCACCAAUGGGUAAAUUAAAUAUCGAAACUAUAACCUCACACGACACCGAACAACCGGCCGAUUCGAUCGAAUGGUGUCCGCACGACGGCUGGCAGGACGUAUUCGUAUGCGGCACCUACCAGCACGAGCGCGAUGAAGAACCGUCCUCCGCAAAUCGAGUAGGCCGAAUACUAUUGUACCGGUUCGGUGCUGGACCGGACGGUGGUGGACCUACGGAUGAUACGCUCUCGCUCCUACAAACGAUUGACAGGUCGGCCGUUUUAGAUCAAAAAUGGAACCCACGGACAAACCAUCAACUGGCGGUGGCCGGUGCCGAUGGAACGCUAGCACUCUACGCCCUGUCCGACACAUCCGGACAGCUUCAGCUCGAACCACAGACAACGGCAACGCUUGCGGGCGAUGAAACCGAGGAGCGUAAUCUGUUAGCGUUGGCGCUUGAUUGGUCGCCCGAUGGAAAACGGAUCGCUGUAAGCGAUUCGCACGGUUGCAUCCAGCUGUUGAACGUUGAGGAUGGUCUCCAGCCCGUGCACAGCUGGAAGGUGCACGGGUUUGAAGCGUGGACGUGUGCGUUUAGUCGGCAUAACGAAAAUAUCGUCUUCAGUGGUGGCGACGAUUGCUUUCUGUGUGCGCACGACGUACGCUGUCCGGGCGAACCGAUCAUGAAGGGUAAAAAUAAAACUCACUCGGCGGGAGUCACCUCUCUACUGUCCUUUGCCGGGCGGGAUCACAUUCUACUCACCGGAAGCUACGAUGAAAACGUACGUCUGUUUGACGAACGGCAGCUGAAGUGUAGCGUUUCCGAACUGCCGCUGCACGGUGGCGUCUGGCGCUUGCGGUCGAAUCCACUCCGCGAGCCGGAUGCAAUUCUGUGCGCCUGCAUGUAUCAUAACUUUAGUGUGGUUCAGCUUAAUGCAGACGAUUCGUUCGAGCUGGUUGGAGUGUACGGGGAACAUGAGAGCAUCUGCUAUGGUUGUGAUUGGCAACAGGUUGGGAAAGGCUACCGUUCCGGUAGAAACGUGAUAGCGACUUGCUCGUUUUACGAUCAUAAACUAUGCGUAUCGGAGGUAACUGUAGCUUAGCUAGGUUAAUAAAUAUACGAAGCGCUUACCA